This is a messenger RNA of Punica granatum (pomegranate), 1103 nucleotides long. NCBI's taxonomy places the organism in Eukaryota, Viridiplantae, Streptophyta, Magnoliopsida, Myrtales, Lythraceae. The record is from RefSeq and is a predicted model, not a curated record.
UAUAUAUUGGAACAUAUCGAAAAGUUCCUAACCGCUUGAAAUAGUUCAAUUGUGAGUAUCGCGACAAAGCAAUUUCUUUUUUCGUGAUGGAGAAGAGCUCAUCACCAUCAUCAUCAUGUCCCAAGAAGAAAAUUGACGGCAGAGUGGCCAUAGUGACGGGCGGAGCGAGCGGCAUCGGUGAGGAGACUGUGCAUCGAUUCGUCGAACACGGCGCGUUCGUGGUGAUCGCUGACAUCCAGGAUGAGAGGGGGCAGGCUCUUGUAUCUACUCUUGGUCUUAACAACUGCGCCUAUGUCCACUGUGACGUAUCCGACGAGGACCAGGUUAGUUCCCUGGUGAACUCCACCGUUGAAAGGCAUGGGCGUGUGGAUAUCAUGUUCAGCAACGCCGGGAUAAUCAACCCCAAUCAGGACAUCCUCGGAUUUGACAUACCGAUGUAUGAUCGUCUGUUCGGGGUCAAUGUCCGCGGGACCAUAGCUUGUGUGAAGCACGCUGCCCGGGCCAUGGUGGAAGGCGGAGUCAGAGGAAGCAUAAUAUGCACGGCGAGUGUGGUGGCUUCGAUGGGGUACCCUGAGCAGAUCGAUUAUGUGAUGUCGAAGCACGCCGUGCUGGGGCUCGUGAGAUCGGCGGCCAAGGGGCUCGGACAGCACGGUAUCAGGGUAAAUUGCGCGUCUCCGGGGCCUAUGGGGACAUCUCUCCUCCGUGGGUUGUUAGGGCUGGGGGAGGGGGAAGUUGAGAGCCACUUUGAGCCCUUCUCGCAGCUCAAGGGGGUGCUCAAGGUACAUCACGUGGCCGAUGCGGUCGUGUUCUUGGCCUCGGACGAGGCGGAGUUCAUCACCGGACAUAACUUGGCCGUCGAUGGAUGUUUCCGCUCUGAUAACUGAUAAUAUGCCAUAUCUUCUCCGUCAGCACUAUUGCCAAUAAAUAUGAUUCUGCUGUGCAGUGUCUAUUGUACUUUGAUUCGGAGUGGAGAUUUAAUUCUCACCGUGAAAAUUUCGUGCCUAUUUAUUUUCAUGUCUAGUCUUUACUGCUAAGGCCAUAGCCUCUGUUGGAUCCCAAAAAGAUAAAAAUAAAAGUAAAAAACGAACUCUUCCGAUCCCCAA